UUCAUUUGAUUGACAGCCCGCGCACGCAAUCCUGGCUUAGCCCCGCCCCCUUCACCUGCUCACUCAGCACAGAGCGAGUCUGAUACACAACGCUGCAGUAUUGAGAUGCACUUUAAUUCGACUUCAUGUGUUUGUGGACUUUAUGGAAGUGAGCUGGGAUUAAAGACAUAAAUGUGCUCUUCUGAUGCCGACUCCUGAUUGAGAGCUAAUUGAUGAUUUUGACCUGCUGAUUCCAAGCAUACAGACAAGUUUCCUAAGACAUGGACGACUCCAGUGAGGCCUAUUUAUGCAUAAACGAUCCCAACGGCAACAGAGCCGUCCACUGGCCCGAAUCCCACGCUCACCAGGAGCAGGAGAAGUUCAGGAGGAAGCUCAAGUAUUUCUUCAUGAACCCCUGUGACAAGUACAAAGCUCGCGGAAGAAAACCCUGGAAACUGAUACUGCAGAUCGUCAAAAUCGCUGUGGUCACCAUUCAGCUGGUGUUGUUUGGUCUCAGUAAUCAGAUGGUGGUUCAGUUUAAGGAGGAGAAUCUGAUGGCGUUCAGGCAUCUGUUCCUGAAGAGCUUCACCGACAGCAGCACCGACACUUACUCCGUUUACACGCAGCGUGACGUCUACGCGCACAUCGCCUACACCGUGAAGCAGUUUCUGAUGUUGCCAAGUAUAACGGUGGGAAACCAUCAAUAUGAGAAGGAAGGUGAUGUUUACACUCCGCUCACCAUCUGCCAGCAGUUCUACCGCAACGGCAGCAUCUCACCAGCCAACGAGACCUUUGACAUUGAUGCUCAGGUGGAUGAAGAGUGUUUGCAGAUUUACCCAGUACCUCCCUUCUCAGCUUUAACAACAAACCUGCUGAACUUUACUCUGCACUUUGAGAGGUUAUUGACAGUGACUGUAAAUUUCACUCUGAAAGCCAUUAACCUGGAGACGGUUGAGUAUCACGAGCUUCCGGACUGUUAUGUCUUCGACAUUAUGAUCACCUUUGACAACAAGGCCCACAGCGGUAGAAUCACGAUCGACCUGGACAAUGACGUGCACAUCUAUGAAUGCAGAGACUGGAGCGUGACUGGAAUUCUCAUCAUCACUCUGCGAGCGGCGUUACCGAACGUCAUCCGCUUCACCUGCUGUGCUGCCAUGAUUUACCUCGGCUACUGUUUCUGUGGAUGGAUCGUACUGGGACCCUACCACACCAAGUUCCGGACGCUGAACGUUGUUUCCGAGAGUCUGUUUUCCCUCAUCAACGGCGACGACAUGUUCGCCACCUUCAAGAACAUGCAGCAGAAGAGUGACGUGGUGUGGCUCUUCAGCCGCCUGUAUCUCUACACGUUUGUGUCUCUGUUCAUCUACAUGGUGCUCAGUCUGUUCAUCACGCUCAUCACCGACACGUACGACACCAUCAAGCAUCAGCAGCUGGAUGGGGAGCCCGUGUCGGAUCUGCAGGCGUUCAUCAUGCAGUGUAAAGAUCCUCCAGAAUCGGGCUGCUUCAGUGCGGAUGAGAGCAGCAGCGGCGGUGGAUGUCUGAUGUGCUGCUGCUCACGCAGAACUCACGGCUCUGAUGAGGACACAGACUGAACAUGAAGGCUUCUGUGAUUGGGAUGAGUGGCAUGUAUGUAAGUUUGGUUUGAAAGUGAGAAUAUGUGUUUGUUUGGAGAUGAAGUGUAUAUAAAUAUACAAAAGAGAAACAGCAGAGUAGAUUAUAUGCUGAGAAAGGCAUUUAGGAAAGAAUAUGUAGAGUAUUUUGCAUUAUAAGUAGUUUGUUGACAUGCAAUUUUAAGUAGAUGAAGUUGUACUAGUGGGCAAAGACACCUGUUUGAAAGUAGUUAUUUCCUACUGAAUUCACAUAUCACCUUGUAACAUUCAGCUGUUUGUUUUUAUUGAAAUAUAUUUGGAGGUGGUCUUACUGUUAUCAAUGUAUUAUGUUGUUUGUGUAGAUAAAAGCACAUUUUCUUUGAUUAAGAGAAGUUUGCUGUAGUCGUGUUUUAUUGUUGAGCUCUUGACUUGAGAGAAAUACGCUGUACAUUAAUGAGUUUAUACUAGCAACAUGUUGCUUAACUGCUAGUGAGACCAAGUGAUUGAAAUGUGACCAAACUACCUGUUUACAUUUAUAGAAGUUGUGGCAAGUUCUUAAAGGGGAACAAAGUAGACGAG
Molecule: messenger RNA, 2147 nt
Organism: Sinocyclocheilus grahami
Lineage: Eukaryota; Metazoa; Chordata; Actinopteri; Cypriniformes; Cyprinidae
Gene: mcoln3b
Product: mucolipin TRP cation channel 3b
Exons: 12
Coding region: 261-1571 (436 amino acids)
Cellular component (GO): lysosomal membrane; plasma membrane
Molecular function (GO): NAADP-sensitive calcium-release channel activity
Source: RefSeq, a predicted model, not a curated record